UGUCAGUGUAAAGAAGAACGGAAAGUCUACACGCGCAAAAUGUUACUAAAGUCGUCAAAAAAAAUUCUUGGAAAAAAUUACUGAAAAAUAAAAUGAAAGUGCAGACAUUAAAUAUCAUAGAAUAAAAAAAAAAGAAUUAAAUAAUUCUUAUAUUUUUUCAAAGAUUCAAUCAAUUAAAAAGAUUUACUUACGGCUUAUUUUUAAUAUUAACAACCAUCAAUGAGUGUUCAUUAAACAUUUGUCUGGUUUAUUAACUGCGUUUGUUGAUGGAAAAAUAGUGUAAUUUUUUUUAAAAUAAAAAAUAACUAGUAUUGGAAAAAGAAUGCUUAAGGAUACAACUUUUACGAAAUAAAUGGUUAAAUAUGGGCCAAACAUCAUUAACUUUGUUGGAAGGAUUUACGUUUAUAUAAACUAAUUUACAGUGCUUACGCUUUCUUGAAAAUUGGAUUAAUUCAAUAGGGUAUUAAACAUACUAUCAAAAUUGAAAACGGCUAAUAUUUGCAUGAAAUAAGAUUGGAAGCGGAAUGAAAAGGAAAAAUAAAGUUCUUGGCAUUAACAAUAUACAUAAGUCAUAAUAAAACUAUACGCGGUAUCAGUGAAUGAGUGUAUGUGAUAAUAUUGUAUCUCGAAUAAAUAACCACUAAGAAAAUGUAUAAUUAAAAAAAGGAUUUUCCAAAGCAUUAAAACAAUUCUUGAUAAUAUUUAAAUAGAUCAAAGUGAAAGUGGUGUUUGUUCCUUAAAAAUAUUAAAACGUUCCUUCUUGUUAAUACUCAUUCAUCAUCACAAAGAUAAAUAAAAUUUAAAUUUGUAAAAAUACAAAUUUUGUUUUGUAAAAAUAAUAAUUUAAGACUAGAACAACAUUUUUAAUGCAGCAAUGGCUUCUACUUGGCGUUAUGGGAAACGAAGUAAAUACCGGGCUAAAGUUUCGCAAGAUUCUGAAGAUAAUUACCGUUUGGAUCCAAAAAAAUCUGCAGCAGAGAAUUGUUUUGAUAUAUAUACCGCAUUAUGCUGUCGUGACACACGGGAUGCGAAGCGCCUCUUCCUUCUCAAUGGGUUGGCCACAUUAUGCCAGCAGCAAGAGCAACAAAGUAAAAAACUAAUAUCUUCAGCAAGACCUACACAUUCGAGUGGUGGUGCUUCUACGUCUGCCACUGCGUUAACAACCAUAUCUACUUUGGUGACAGCCAGGAAUUGUUUGGGAUUCUCUACAGAGGAAUUGCUUUAUUGCUUGAGUGCAUCUCUUAUUCACACAUUUACGCAAGUUCGAGCUGCAGCUUUACGAACAAUUCGUUAUGUUUUGACCACAGUUAAGGAUGUGAAGGUAUUUAAUUCAUUGCAACUCCCACAUUUGAUAUGUCGAUCUAUCGAUUUAAUGCUUAAGAAUGAUGAUGAGCGGGUGCAAGCUUUAAAAUUGAUAAGGAAAAUGCUUGCAAUUUCUGCAGAAAAUAUCAGCCCGGUCUUGGUACGUUGUUUAGUGUCCCUGGCGGACACGGGCAUUGAAGAAAGUGAUAAUUUAUUAAGAGCAUGUUUGGCAACGCUUUGUGAGUUUGCUGUAUUAAAUCCAACGCUACUAAUAUGCUGUGGUGGUGUUACGUCUAUAACACGCAACGUGUUGGAGUGCCAUAAUCCACGUAUAGCAGAAAGUUUGAGCGGUGUUCUUUUGUAUUUGUUGGAAUGGCCUCAGACUCGCAAUAUAUCAGGUGUACGUUUGGAUUGUCUAGCAGCGCCCUAUUGCGACUUCACAUAUCGUUUGGGGAUUAUGGAUAAAAAUAAAGAUGCGCGCGAGUUACGUUAUACAAGUUGUCGACUAGCAUUGUUGUCCGUAUUACGCAGCUGGACAGGAACCAUUGAAUUCUGUGAUCCAAGUAAACCGUCUGGUUUAAAAGCAAUAGUUGACGCUUUAUAUUUAAAUCAAAUAGAAGUUAGAAAAGCAAUACUAGAAUUGCUAUAUGAACUUUUAGGUCUUCCACAACCAAUAUGGACUGAUGACUACAUUGUGGCUUUGCAGGCGGUAGAUCCGUCUGACUUCCAAGUCAACUGGCUUUUGAGUAACGGUUUUGUGGCCGCUGAGGGUCGAAGCAUUUUACCAAGUUUGGCAGCUCGAACGCCAAAUAUAUGUGAACAACACCUUGCUUUGCAGUUGUAUUGCUUUCUCGAGACCGGUCUUGUAAAUGCGCUAGUAGAGGUUAUUGUUUCAAGCGAAACUGCAGUAUCCGUUGCUGCCACCGUUUUAAUUGGAAAAAUACUACAUUUAAUGCAUACACAUCUUCCAGCCGAUAUAUGUAGUACUAGCCCCGCAUUGCCGACCUUAAUAUCACACGCAACCCAAGGAAAUCAAAGAGCAAGUGCAGCUAUAUCAGCAUUGCAAUGUUACCAAAAGAUGCUAAGAAAUCGGCCAGCCUCGAGUAGUUUAUUUUUAGAUAGUAUUAUUCAAGAAGGCUCUCUAAUACACACUAGACUAUUUAGACGUGAAAUAAAUGCCUUACCUUUUCCAUCCGGCCUGCAGUCACCAACAGCAUCACAAGUUAACACUGGCGUAUCACAGUUACAGGCAAUGGGCGGUACAUUAGAAAGGCCACGUCAUGAUUCUGUCUCUUCGAGUGACGAAUCGAAUUCACAGUCCUCUUCGACGAGAAGAUCAAGUUUCCGCUUAAAAUGUAAAUUACUACCAUUUCUGGAAAAUAUUAAAGUGAAUCGUUUAAUUAAAGAAUCCAAUGUUUUAAAUGCUAAGGAUGGUUCCGGUUGGGAAUGGGAAAUUAUAUCUACUAUAAUAAGGUGUAAUUUGAUAAGGAAAUUGGAAGAACCAAGUUUGCAGUUUUUGAAAAAUCUUAUCGGUUAUUUCAAACCCAGUCAUAAUCAUUUUUCUCACCAGGAACUAGUACAUGGUAAAUCUUUACCAGUUUAUGUAAAAGUUGGUUUAGACUUUAUUGACUGGUUGCUGGCCAUAAGUCCUUUUGAGAGCAUUCGUUUGUUGACUGAUUUUUUUACGGAUGUGGCCACACAGUUGUUGGCUGUAACCACAUCAAAUCGUGCUCACGAUUGUCUAUUUAGUCCCCAGCAUAUGAAUAAUACUAUGUGUCAACAGUAUUUUUUAUUUAUUGGACGUAUGUGUCGUUCUCAGAAGGGCAUCAGUAUUUUAACGAAUACAGCCGUAUUUGAACAUCUUAUUAACCUGGUUCGGAAUACUGAGCACGUGUGCUAUGUAAAGUUAAUAGUUUCCGGAUUGGAUUACACAUUGGAUUCCAUUACUCGGAAGGUAUUAGAAAAUGCCUUGACUUCUGCAAAAACUCGAAGUGGUCGUUUGUAUGCUACCCAAUUUUUAGUAGUUUUAUUACGUUCCCGUAUACCAAACUUUGAAGUUUGGGGCAUACCAUUAAUUAUACAACAAACGAAAGAUUCUGAUCGUAGUGUAGUUCUAGCCGCUAUGGAUGUUCUGGAAGAAGCUUGCCAUGAAAAGUAUUAUCUAGAGGAAAUUGUAAGUCUGUGGCCAAAUUUAAAACCUCUUGGCGACAUUGGUCGCAUAUUAAUGGCACGGUACUAUUCUCUACCACGUGGCCUAAAUCAGCCGAAGGCGCGAAUUAAAGAAGAAAUCGAAUACUGGAAAAAUGGUUACAAUAAGAGAUAUGUAUUGCUGGUAGAAGCCGACACACAUUCCAGUUUAACAUUGCACAUUCGUAACGAAGAUGGGUACUAUAGUCGGCGAAAUUGCAAUACACGUCCCAUAAUUAUUCCACCAAAUAUACCAGCUCAUUUAUAUGGCCAGAUGGUGCAAACCACGCAGGGUACAACAGCAUUAAGGAAAUUUGGCGAUUUGACACAGCUAAUGGACGUUGUAUGUCGUGGCAAAUGUUCAGAUGAAUCCGAAUGUCUUGAACUUAAAGCAGCCAUAUGGGCCAUUGCUCAUGCUUCUACACAUUCGAAUGGAAUUGAAUUUUUCUUAGAAUCUGGAUCAAGAAUAUAUGACAAAUUUGUGUUUCUGGCAACAAAAUGUGAGGUAUAUUCCAUACGUGCUACAUGUUACAAUUCUUUGGGCCUCAUAGGUAGCACCAAUGCUGGUGCCAAUGUUUUGUUUAAAUUGAACUGGUUAAGUGUUCGUCAUGAUCGAAAUACUAUUUGGCCAGUACACCAACCUGAAGACUGGAUGUUAGGCAAUUAUACUCCCGUAAGACAUCACUACGAAGAUAUGCCCCCUUAUAAUUAUACCGGGUUGGAAGAUCAAAUUGAUGGUUCCUAUUACACAGGCAGCUACUGGAAUCUUUUGUUAAGUAGCACUAGCACCAACCGUGAUGCUGUUGGGGCAGCUAGUGCCAGCUCAGAGGCCCAGGAUGCUAAUACUACUACCGAUAGUAUAAAGACGUCUGGAGAAGAGGUUAGUGGAGACAAUAUCUCACAACCAAAUAAACUUAGUUCGCCACGAACUAAACUUGAGAAGACAUACUCUUCUAAGCAGGUUGGAUCAGCAAGCAUUGGAGUUGGCGGAACAAGUGUAAGUGGCAGUGUCAGUGCAAGUGGCAGUGGAAAUGUUAUACCUGCGUCAACAAAAUCAAAAACGUUGCCGGAAGGAUCCUACUUGCGCCACGGCAAACAUCAACGUUCUCUGUCUGAGUCCAAAACGACCGAUGUCAUAAGUCUUCUGAGUACAACAGGUGCUGGAGGUAUUCUACCUACGUCGAGCUCCGGAUUUUAUCAUUCGCAUCGAACUCGUUACAACUCGUGUACUGAUUCCAAUACAUCUGGUGUUAGUAGUUGUGAAUCUGUUACAGGAAGAGCAGCACCGAUGGGGGAAUUGCAACAGUUUCCCCUAAGCCCCAUACCAAGUAUGUCGAAUCUUUUAGAAAUUCCGCUGGGUCAAUCAUCAUUACUUCGACGAACUUCACUGGUAGGAAAUUCGUAUUUACAAAAUGCCAUCAGUCCGGUUGAUAUUAAAGGAUAUGCUCAGCUGCGCUCGCUAAGGCGACAUUGCCGACCAGUUUUAUCUGAAUCGGCCGCCGAACUGUACGAUAUAGUUGAUCGCAUGGAAUUAUUAUCAUUUGCUUCCUUUCGCCCACGAAAAUCGUCCUUUGGAGAUUCUCAGCGUAAAAUGAAAGUGCGAAGUUUGGACAGGCAAACUUCUUUGAGAAUGUAUGCACAUCUAGAUACUGAAGAACUACAAGUACCACUACCGUCACUAAAUACGCCGAAAUUUUUAUCUCAAAGUGACUUAAAGGGACCUUGUUAUGCCGGUAUAAGUCUGCCAAAAAAUCUAUUGGACAUGUUUCCGACACGCAAUCUGUCACGAACCUACGUAUCACAAGACAUUCAAGAUCAAGAUCUAAUGGACAUUAAUUUGCUAACCUCUAAACAACAAUUCCUAAAUGAUUCUCUUAAUAACGAGGCUGGGGAUGAGUCAUCGGUCAUAUCAUCACUUUCUGACGUGUCGUCGGUAAGUAAAAGAUCGAAAUGGAUAGGAGCCAAACAUGGACGAAGUAACUGUCUGCAUUGUUGUCGUCUGCGGAAGUCAGUUCGUUCACAAAAUCAGUCCCGUUUGGAUGGCGGAGCAAGCGAUUUGUCAUCAACGACAACGCUAUGUGAAAUGUAUACAAAUGCUUCUGCGGCAUUAGUUGCGGCAGGUAUACAGGCAACUGUAGCAUUAGCUAGAAAAGGUGGAGGAAAUAAUUCCGCUGGUGGUACCAGUGGAGUAUCCACAAAUAAAGUACCCUUGUAUCAACAACAACAGCAAUUUAGUAAUACUUCUUCAAUACAACUUUCAGAAUUGCAGUUCCAUUCACCUGAAAGCAUUUUAAGCGAGGAAAGUUUGCCAGAUAAAUUAACGGCAAACAUUCUAUAUAACGUUCAGCGUUUAGCUAACCCUGUCAGUGCUAAACAGUCCAAAAUGGCAUUAUUAGAGCUUAAACAGAAACAUCCUACUUCAUUUCAAGACAUUUGUUUAUAUUCCGAAGUUUGCCGAACGUUGGGUCGUAGCAGUUAUCGAAUGAACGCAAGGCGUUUCUUGCAAGAAUUAUUCUUAGAUUUAGAAUUUGAUUCGUUCUACAAUGAACCCUUGGAUAUAAUUAGCAAAAAAGAAAAGGAAUCAUUUAAAAGCUCUGAAAACAAAGAAAGGACUGUUGGAGCAGACAAAUUGUCGUUAUUGAAGGAAAGAAUGAAAAGAGAUUUAAAUUCUUCUGGUAACCGUCUUGAUAACAGUUUGGUAGAUUCGCGUGCAGAAUCCAUUCAAUCUGCCACAACCGGAAGCAACAAUGUGAUAGUGAUUGGUUCCCAAACAAUGAAGACCCACUUAAAGUCUCAACCUUUGGCUAGUGUCUAUGAAGCGAGUUGCGAAAACUUACUUUUAGAUCCGUCACCUCGACUUAAAAAUUCAUCAAUUUCAGGAAAAUCAGUAAAUUCUAAACAAAAUUGCAAAAAUUUUACCAUUGCGCCACCACCAGCAGCACCACCGCCUUUGCAGGAAUACAAUACAGAACUCAGAAUAACUUCGGAUGACGACGAUGAAGACGAAAACGACAAUGUCGACGAAGACGAACAUUCAGGUAACAGUAGUAAUUAUCGUUCCCCUCAACGACAAAAGCAACAACUCUCUGAUGAAGUCGAUGGCCCCACUGUUCGUCCAUCAUCAUCAGUAAAUAGUCUCAAUCCUGCAUCAUCCUCCAAUUUAAUGCAUCCUAUACAAUAUACCACUGCCUAUUCGUCUCAAAACAAUUAUUUACAGAGCGGGGGUAGUGUCAGUACCCCCAUCAGCAGUAGUAACUGCAGUGAUCAGACGACUACGAGUAACCGUAGCAGUAUAUGUACUAUAAGCCAUCAUCCUUUAAGUAACAAUAACAGCAACAACAGAUAUAACUCAACACCACUUACAUCACCAUCUCAACCUAAAUCUAUAGAGAAUGAAAAUACUAAAUUUCGUAGAGGCCGUUUUUAUACACUAGAAUUGGAUUUAAGUUGUACAAAAAAUAAAUUUCCUAUAACCGAUAGAACAAAGGCAAAUAUAAAUUCAACUUUUGUUCCUAAGACGGUUAUUGAAAAAACACCAAUCGCAUCAACUGCAUCAACAUUAAUAUCCAUAACAUCGCCCAAUAAGCCAAUAAGAACGAAUGCCUCAUUACUAAGGCAGCACUCGUUGGGUUCUGACUCCUCAUCUAACUAUAAACUCCCUGUUUCACGCCUGUCAUACACAGCUGGACUAACGCCAUUGUCAACUUCAACAACAUUAACGAAAUCCAUUUCCUCAUCGAACGACUCUAAUAAUCCAAAGUAUUUAAUAACGAAAAGUUUAGCAGCGUCCUUAGUACAGCCUUUUGGAACUUUGUAUUGUGAGAAGCGACUACAACCCUCCAAAUCUGAAGCUGUGUUGGUGCAGAAUCCUUCAAUUACAACUGUUACUUCCGGUUCUCUACCAUCAACGUCGAGGACUUGCAAAGGUGAUAGUAAUAGUAGUUCUAGUGACAGCACUUUUCCCUGUAGCGCAGUCAAAAAAACAAGCACAAUUUCACGUUCUUCAUCGAGUCAUGAAGGAGAAAAUCAGCAUAAGCAAUCAUAAUUGUAAAUUCUUAUAUACCUACCUAUAAAUUAUUUAAUACUAUUACUAAAAAAUAUUCACCGAAAUGUACACUCACGUAAUUUAUAUUCUUUAAUAUUCUUUAAUAUUUUUACGCAUCUACAUAUGUAUAUGUAUGUAUGUCAAGGUGAGUACAUUACAUAUACAUACAUUGUUAAUGCCGUUUUGCUUUGUUAUUUCAUUUAAACUCAUUAAGUGCAUCUCAAAAAUGAAUUUGAAAUACAUAUACGAUCUGAUACAGUUAACGCAUUUUGUAAUUGUCCUUUAUUGACUAAUGUAAAAGACCAUUUUAUUAUGUUAAUAAAUAUCUGUAAUUCGCUGCCACUACAGAAUUUGGCGAUUUUUUAUAUUCAUGCACAUCUUGUACUGGUCCUAGAUUUAUACAAAAUUGUUAAAAUAGUUUAUUUUUUCUUCAAUUUGACUAGGGUCCAAACUAGAAUUAAAAUGAUGUUUUUAAUCGACAAGAUCUUCUUGAAUAUAAAAAGGGUAAAUAUAUUUAAAUUUCACUUAACAAUUUUAUAAUACGGCAUUUAAGAAUUUUUCGAUGUUUAUUACACUAGAAAUAAUCCAUGCCUUAUAUCGUCACCUGAAACGCAAACGGCCCUAACUAAAAUCGAUUUUAUUGUUGAUUUUAAUGUAUUACAUCAAAAAAAUGUCCAUUAGAUAAAAAAGUAAAAUUUAUCCAUUUUUAUAUACCCCAUUGUCAGCUAUAAUAUAUAAUAUAAUUAGUUUUUUGCUUCUCCUGUAAAAUUUUAAAAAUAUUUUGCGUUUGCGUUUUAGAUGACGAUGUGUAUAUACGAAAAAUGUCGUACAUUGUACGAAAUGCUUCGUUGUUUCGCACCACGAAAUUGUUUCGUAAUAUAUAAGAAAUUGUACGAAAUAUUUUAGUAUAAUGCAUAAUAAUUUAGAAAAAAUCGUUUAUUUUACUAAAUACUUUUUAAAUUACAUAAAUUUUAAAAUGUAAAUUUAGAAUAAAUUGUGAAAUUUACGAAAUAUUUAUUUAUAUACAAAAACCUCGUACAUUUGAAAUAAUUUUACAAAAAAAUCUUUACUUUAUUAAAUGUCGCAUGCCUUAACGAAAUUAUUUUUGUAAAAUAAAACGAAGUUUCCUAAGGUUUUCGUAUUUUGGUAAAAUUAGAAAAGGGCUUGAUUAAAUAAUAUUUCGUAUUAUUCACAAAAUUUUCGUAUAUAUUACGAAAAAGUAUAUAUUACGAAAUCAUGGAUAAUUUUCAGUGUAGGGUGGUUCGAAAAAAAACUUUUUUGUCGAAUCAACUUCUAAUUGUGAAAUUUUGUUAUAUUUCAAUUAUUUUUAGCGACUUUUUUGAGUUUUCUUUUUUUAAAUUUCGCUUUAACUUUACCUUAACUUCAUUUUGAUAUUCUCGCUUUUAAAAACUUUUCGUGGAAAUCCACAAAAACACAAUAAUUAAAACAUAAAUGCAAAAUAUUAAAAAAAAUAACUUUGAUCCCAGUUCUAAAAGGGUUAAUACUUUACGAUUUUCAUAAAACUGUGUUUACCCCAGUAAAGUUAGGAAAAAAUAGCAAUCUGGGGAAUUUUAGAUAGCUAAAUGAAAAUUAAUAAUUAGUAACGGGUUAAAAGUCACCAAAAUGUCGUGUGCGCUAAGCGAGAUAUUGGAGGUCAAAGGUUACAAAAAUCUGUUUUUAGCGAAUAUCUCGCUUAGUAUUGCGUCUUACGCUUUUUGAUGCUAUUCUCUCUAUAGAGAAUUGAAUUUCCUACAUUUCGUUUGAAGAAUAUUUUUGCAUAUCAUUUGUUCUUUUCGAGCUAUAGUGCAUUAUUUUUCUAUUGCACUAGUAUUUUGUUCAGUAGAGUAUAUUCUUCAAUAAACUUUUUGCGACGAAAAUGUAUGUUUCUGGUUAGAAAUAUUUAAGUACCCACUUUCAAUUAAGGUGUAUAAACAUCGUUCACACAUUUGUUUUUGAUUUAAAAAGAGCUGAUCAUUAAAUUGAUUUAAAUAUAAAAAUAUUACAAUAUUCAUAAAAUGUAUAUUACAAUCAUACAUUUCUAUUUACUUACAAAUAUUGCAACAGCCAAACUGCGAUUUCUUUAUAAUUUUAUUUUUCAAACACUUUUACUUGAUAAAAUAUUAAAAAUUUUUGGCCGUAUUCUAAACAAAAAAUAAAAACCUAACUACAAGUCGCAGACAUAUUACUUGUUUCAAUUUUUUUCGUAAUGCCUUUUAGUUUUUAUGUAAUGUUUAACAGAAUUUCUUUAUAUUGAAUUGAAUUAAAAAAGUAAAAUUUUGAAGAACAACAUAUAUUCUUAAUCAAUUUUAUAAAUUAUAGUUAUAUGUAUAAAUUUGAUAAAUUUUAUAAUUGGUUAUGAGAAAGGCAGUAUGUACAUAUAUGCGUACAUUUUUAAAAUCUCUUGUUUAUUGUAAUUAUUUUUAUUUUGCUGAAAGAAUAGUAAAUGAUUUUCCAUUUAAUAACUUGAAUUGUAUGUAGAAAAAGUAAGGCUCCCAACUAAAUAUAUUUUAAUAUUUUCUA
Messenger RNA from Lucilia sericata (common green bottle fly), 10054 nucleotides. RefSeq names its product rapamycin-insensitive companion of mTOR (gene rictor). Gene Ontology annotation, biological process: TORC2 signaling; positive regulation of phosphatidylinositol 3-kinase/protein kinase B signal transduction. Lineage: Eukaryota; Metazoa; Arthropoda; Insecta; Diptera; Calliphoridae. Bases 875 to 7534 code for a protein of 2219 amino acids. The record is from RefSeq and is a predicted model, not a curated record. The transcript has 17 exons. Gene Ontology annotation, cellular component: TORC2 complex. Gene Ontology annotation, molecular function: protein serine/threonine kinase activator activity.